AUCAGGAAAUUAUAGGAGAAGAUCGUUUAAUUGAAAUUCUUAAAGAACGAGAUUUAAAAUUAUAUUGGGGUACUGCUACAACUGGAAAACCACAUGUUGCCUAUUUUGUUCCCAUGUCAAAAAUUGCAGAUUUUUUAAAAGCUGGUUGUGAAGUAACAAUUUUAUUUGCUGAUCUUCAUGCUUAUCUGGAUAAUAUGAAAGCACCUUGGGAUCUUCUUGAAUUAAGAGCACAAUAUUAUGAAAAUGUUAUAAAAGCUAUGCUUCAGUCUAUAGAUGUACCCAUAGAGAAGCUUAAAUUUGUGAAAGGUUCAGAUUAUCAACUUAGCAAGGAAUAUACAUUGGAUGUAUAUAGACUUGCUUCUAUGGUAACUGAGCAUGAUGCUAGAAAAGCAGGAGCAGAAGUAGUUAAACAAGUAGAUCAUCCUUUCUUAAGCAGUCUUUUGUAUCCUGGCUUGCAGGCUUUAGAUGAAGAGUAUUUAAAAGUUGAUGCACAGUUUGGUGGUGUUGAUCAAAGAAAAAUUUUUACAUUUUCAGAGAAGUACCUGCCACAAUUAGGCUAUAGUAAAAGAAUCCAUUUGAUGAAUCCAAUGGUUCCUGGGUUAACUGGAGGAAAAAUGAGUUCCUCAGAAGAAGAUUCAAAAAUUGAUUUACUGGAUAAUCCUUCGGCUGUUAAAAAAAAGCUAAAAAAGGCAUUUUGUGAACCUGGAAAUUUAGAAGAAAAUGGAGUUUUAGCUUUUGUAAAAUAUGUUUUAUUUCCAUUAUUUCAUAACGAAGAUUUUGUUAUCAAAAGGAAUGAAGCUAAUGGAGGAAAUAUUAUAUAUAAAAAUUAUCAAGCUGUAGAAGAUGAUUUUGCAAAUAAGGUACUACAUCCUGGUGAUUUAAAAGCAGGUGUUGAAGCUUAUUUAAAUAGGCUUUUGGCACCAAUUCAGAAAGCAUUUGAAGAUCCAAAACUUAAAAAAUUAGCAGCUGCAGCUUAUCCACCAUUAAAUAAAAAAGGCAAAAUAGCUGUAGAAGAAGAAAUCAGUCCUGCUAGAUUAGAUAUCAGAGUUGGAAAAAUUAUUGAUAUAGAAAAGCAUCCAGAUGCUGACAGCUUAUAUGUAUCAAAAGUUGAUGUUGGAGAUGAGAAAGGAAACAGAACCAUUGUUAGUGGUUUAGCUCAGUUAAUUCCAUUGGAAGAACUUCAUGGAAAAUUGGUUGUAGUUCUUUGUAAUCUUAAAGCUGCCAAAAUGAGAGGUGUUGAAUCACAAGGGAUGAUUCUUUGUGCAUCAAUAUCUGAACCACGUAAAGUAGAACUUUUGCAGCCACCAGAAGGCAGUUUACCAGGUGAUAUUAUAUAUGUUGAUGGUUAUAGAAAUUCACAACCAGAUGAUGUUUUAAACCCCAAAAAGAAAAUUUGGGAAAAAUUACAGGUUGAUCUGAAAACAUCACUAAAUCAUGUUGCUGAAUGGCAAGGGAAUCCUCUAAUGACAAAACUGGGUGUAAUCACUUGCAAGAGCAUGAAGGGAGCUCCAAUCAAAUAAUUUUGAUGAUAUAAUAAUAUAUAAGAACUUUAAUGCCUUCACUGAAAUUAUUCAAACACUUCCCUUUGACAAUAACUAUACAUUUUAUCGUUUAAGCAAUAGGAACAAUUUUUCGUUUUAAUUAUAUCAUGUAAAAUACAUAUUUAUCCAGAUUUGAAGUAACUGAUUCUGUAUCAAAUAAUUUUGGCUAAAAUUUGUAGAUUUUUGUAUAGAUAUAAAAAAUAUGAAUGUUAUUUAUUUUAAAAGUAGCCGGGAAUAUUGCUUUUAAGACUUUGUUAUACAUAAAUAAAAUGAUUGGCUGCUCUCUCUC
Centruroides sculpturatus (bark scorpion) is the source of this 1830-nucleotide messenger RNA. RefSeq names its product tyrosine--tRNA ligase, cytoplasmic-like (gene TyrRS). Gene Ontology annotation, biological process: tyrosyl-tRNA aminoacylation. Bases 114 to 1520 code for a protein of 468 amino acids. NCBI's taxonomy places the organism in Eukaryota, Metazoa, Arthropoda, Arachnida, Scorpiones, Buthidae. The transcript is spliced from 12 exons. Gene Ontology annotation, molecular function: ATP binding; tyrosine-tRNA ligase activity; tRNA binding. The record is from RefSeq and is a predicted model, not a curated record.